Messenger RNA from Leptosia nina, 3150 nucleotides. NCBI's taxonomy places the organism in Eukaryota, Metazoa, Arthropoda, Insecta, Lepidoptera, Pieridae. The record is from the annotation of a GenBank genome assembly.
AUGCCGGUUCGCAAGGGGCUGCUCGCGCCCCAGAACACAUUCCUCGAUACCAUCGCCACACGCUUCGAUGGAACACAUAGUAACUUCGUCCUGGGCAAUGCACAAGUCCCAUCCUACCCCAUCGUGUACUGCUCGGACGGCUUCUGCGAACUGACCGGCUGGGCGCGUGCGCAUAUCAUGCAGAAAGGCUGUGCAUGCAAGUUUCUCCAUGGACCGGACACGCAUGAGGACCACCGCCGUGACAUUGACGCGGCACUUGACUCCAAACAUGAACUUAAACUUGAACUUAUUUUUUACAAGAAAAAUGGAACGCCAUUUUGGUGCCUGCUCGAUAUCGUCCCAAUUAAAAAUGAGAAACGAGAGGUGGUAUUAUUUCUCGCGUCUUUUAAGGAUAUUACAAACACAAAGAUGGCCGCCAUGAACACUAAUGAAGACUUUGACAGCGGAGCCGCGGUGCGGCCGUCGGCUGGCGUGGUAACUCUAGCGUUGUCCCCAUUUGUACCCGCAGCGGCACUCUUGGGCGCCCGGUUCCGAGCUGAAUCUAGUUGCCUCCUUCCAGACUCCAAUGGCAAUCUUGACCCCGAAGCGCCAUCACCCGCUAACAUGGGCAGGCGGCGCUCCAGGGCCGUCCUAUACCAGCUUUCAGGGCAUUACAAACCGGACAAAAUGAAGACAAAACUAAAACUCAACAAUGUCAGUAAGAAUUUGCUACACUCGUCGGAUCCGCCGCUUCCCGAGUACAAAACAUCGGCGAUAAAAAAGUCAAAAUUUAUUAUCUCGCAUUACGGCGUUUUUAAAACCUUCUGGGAUUGGUUAAUCCUAAUAGCGACGUUUUAUGUGGCUGUUGUGGUGCCCUAUAAUGCCAGUUUCGUUGACGAGGGCCAUCCGAGAAUAAGUGUAACCAGUGAUGUUAUUGUAGAAGCACUCUUUAUUAUUGAUAUUGUCCUCAACUUUCGUACGACGUUCGUAAGCAAGAAAGGGGAGGUGGUGUCGGAUUCCAAGGCGAUAUCUCUUAAUUACAUCCGAUCAUGGUUUGUGGUCGAUCUCCUGGCUGCCCUCCCUUUUGACCUACUUUACGCAUCAGAUGUGUACAGUGGUACGGAAUCAACACACGGAAACGUCCAUCUCGUCAAAUUGACGCGAUUGUUACGACUGGCUCGGCUCUUGCAAAAGAUGGACCGUUAUUCUCAGUAUUCAGCACUGAUACUCACACUCCUAAUGUUAUCUUUCACUUUAGUAGCACAUUGGCUAGCUUGUAUCUGGUUUAUUAUAGCAGAAAAGGAGAUAGAGCACCAUAAAAACGAAAGUUGGGACUUGGGAUGGAUCAAUAAUUUAGCAGAGAGGCUGAAAAUCCCGAUAGUCAAUAUAUCGCACAGUGAAAGCUAUGUUACGGCGCUGUACUUCACGUGUUCGUCACUAACGAGUGUGGGCUUUGGAAACGUGUCCGCAAACACGCUGCCGGAGAAAAUUUUCAGCAUUUUAGUGAUGCUUGUCGGAGCCCUGAUGCAUGCAGUGGUGUUCGGUAAUGUGACCGCCAUCAUACAAAGGAUGUAUUCCCGCCGUUCGAUGUACCAAUGCAAGUGGCGAGACCUCAAGGACUUUCUCACUAUCAAUCAGGUUCCUAAGGAACUCAAACAGAGGAUGCAAGACUACUUUCAGACGAUGUGGUCUCUUAACCAUGGCAUUGAUAUACAUGAGACCCUCAAAGAAUUCCCGGAAGAAUUACGCGGCGAUGUUUCUCUUCAUUUACAUAGAGAAAUUCUGUCGCUUCCCAUAUUCGAGUCCGCAUCUCAAGGCUGUCUGAAACUCCUAUCUCUGCACAUACGGAACAAUUUCUGCGCACCCGGUGAAUAUCUGGUGCACAAAGGAGAUGCUUUGACAUACAUCUACUACAUUUGUAACGGCUCAAUGGAGGUGAUGCAGAAUGAUAUGGUUGUUGCGAUACUGGGCAAGGGCGAUUUGGUCGGCUGUGACAUGAAUACCCACCUACAAGCCUACAAUGGGACCGGUACAGGACAGUCCAAUAACCCUGAUGUCGUUGUCAAAUCAAGUAGUGACGUGAAGGCGCUCACAUACUGCGAUCUUAAAUGCAUUAACAUGAUUGGGCUCGCUGAAGUGUUGAGAUUAUAUCCUGAAUAUCAGCAGGAGUUUAUUCACGAUAUACAACAUGACUUGACGUAUAAUUUACGCGAGGGUUACGAAGCUGAGCAAGAGUCAGAUGGAAAUGGGCAUCCUUCUCUGACGUUGCCUUCGAUAUCAGAGGACGACGAGAACGCUGCUGAGGAUCAAGCGCUAUCGCCUAAGAAGAGUUUGGUCCCAAGCAGUAAUAGUCCACGACACGCCAGAUUCAGAUCGGAUGGACAAGCGAGAUUGACUCACAGGGAACUACGCGAACGAAUAGAGAGACAACGAUCCGUAGCAACACCAAAAAUUACAAGAGCCGAUUCGUUGGAAGGUUUAAAUUUAGAAAUACGUUCGUCCGUUGAGAGACUCGACACGCAGGUGUCCAGUUUACACCAUGACGUUGCUGCAUUGAGCAUGGAGGUUCGCAACGCAAUUCAUGCUUUGCAAGAGAUGACGGGGCCAGUAUGGCACGCAGCGCAUUCCAACCCCAAUCUGCAAUGGAAUGCACCACCCAAUCAACUAGCUCGGAGUUGCAGUCACCCACCUGAUGUUUUUUGUUGGGAUCAGCAAGAACGGCCUACAACACCGGAGCGUCCAAAAAUAAAUAGAUGUACACAAACAGAUCCGCUCCUAAAUUGCGUUACCCAGUAUAUAAUGGAGCACCCGGCCACGGUAAUGCUUCUAUUGGGCUUGGACCCGAUGGCAAACUUAACACCAGUUUUGGCGCCAAAUGUCGAAUAUUACGACAGCCGCCAUCGCAGGCCAAGUGGCUUGGAGCAAAUCGCAGAGUCCGAUAAUGGCAGCCAGUCUCCGUCCAGCCCGAGCAGUGAGAAAGCCGAGACCAGCCCUAGUAGCGUAAAGUGCGUCAGUGUGGUAGAAACGAAAAGAAACCCAGACAAAGAUUCCAAGAGCUUAAGACGAAAUAGAUAUUCAGCGAGUGAUAUUUGCGAGGCGUCCGAGCGGCUGCUACCAGCCAAGUCGUCCAAUCAAAGCACAUACAGCCUCAAAAGCAACGCUAACAGUUAA